AUGAAACAGAAAACAGAAAACAGAAACCGAAAGCAAGUGGAACGUAGAGCGUGUGAGAUAUUAGAAAUGGAGGCCCCUAAACGUUUGCCUAUGGCUAGGAGAGGAACGGGAUCUUUGGGAAAGAGGAUACGGCUUCUUGCUAACCAUUUUAGAGUUGAUAUUGGGAGGAACAAAGACUACUUCUUCCAUUAUGAUGUUGCCUUCCGUUAUGACGAUGGGAAACCAGUUCAAGCCAAGGGCAUAAGGAGAAAAGUCCUAGAUGAGGUUUGGGGAACAAAUACUGAACUGGAAGAGUUUAGUUUUGCAUAUGACGGUGACCAAAAUUUAUUCACUCUUGACCCUCUACCAUGUGAGCAUCAACAGUAUACUGUUGAGUUAAAGGACAUUUUAUCAAAGAGGGUUGGAAGGACUGGACGCCGUGAUAUCAACUACGAGACCACAACUCUGUUGCGAGCAAUUGAGAAUACAAUGGAUGAUCGGAAUUCUCGAAACUCUUCGGAAGCACCGGAUGAUGUUCUAAACAUCAUGCAGAGACAACAUGCAGCAAAACUAUCAGAAUCUCGGUUGAAAAUUAUCAAUGUGGAUAUCAACUAUGUAACAAAAAUUCCACUGCAGCAAAUUGCAAAUGCAUUGGGUGAUCAGAAUUCUGGAAACUUUCAAGAAGCACUGAGAGUUCUAAACAUUGUACUAAGGCAGCAUGAUGCAGAAAGGAGAUGCCUUUUUGUUCGCAAUUCCUUCUUUCAAAACAAUAAGAUAAAUUGUAAGGAUCUUGGAGGCGGUGUGCUAGCCUGCGCUGGUUUUCGCUCGACCUUUAGAGCCACACAAGGAGGAUUAUCUCUCAACGUUGAUGUGUCGAAUACAGUGAUUGUAAAGCCUGGACCUCUGUUGAACUUUCUUAUCCAGAGUCAAAAUGUUGGGAAAAUUGAAAACAUUGACUGGACGAAGGCAAAAAAAAUGCUUAAGAACCUUAGAAUCGAGGUUAAUGGUGUUGAAUUCAAAAUCACUGGACUGAGUGACUACACUUGCAGGACUCAGAAAUUUCUAUUAAGGAAAAAUGGUGAAGAGAAGGAAAAUGAAAUCACAGUUUAUGACUACUUUACAAAAAAUAAAAUGAUUUCCCUGUAUAUUUCUGCUGAUUUGCCGUGCAUCAAUGUUGACAAACCACAAUGCCCGCGUUACUUUCCAAUAGAGCUAUGUGAAAUGGUCUCGUUGCAGCGGUACCCCAAGGCACUGACAAAUUUGCAAAAGGCUCGGGUAGUGAAAAAGACAAGGCAAUGUGCCAAAGAGAGGAAAGCUGAUGUUGAAAAAUUGUUAAGAAGCAACAAAUAUGAUAAUGAAUCUAUGUUUCGCUCUCUUGAUAUUAACAUCGAUCAUAACAUAACAAGGCUUGAGGGUCGUGUAUUGCAACCUCCACAGCUUGUAGUUGGAAACAAGAGGCACAUCACUCCCCUCGAUGGGCGCUGGAAUUUUAUCGAUAAGCAACUAUUUGCCCCUAUGACAAUUGACAAAUGGGCCGUUGUUAGCUUCUCAAUUGAUUGUGACACAACACUGCUGAUACAAAAAAUUGAGGAAAUUAGUGCUGCUCUAGGAAUGAACAUGAUGAAUAUACUACACAACAAGGUAAUUGAAGAGAAUUUCAGAUUUAUAACUCAACCAGCACAUGUCAGGGUAGAGCAAAUGCAUAAAAAGCUGCACAAGACUCUUCCAGGAACACCUAGUUUUCUGCUGUGUAUUCUUCCAAACAAGAAUUCUGAUAUUUACGGUCCGUGGAAAAAGAAAUUUUCGGUUGAUGACGGGAUUGUAACACAGUGUAUUAGUGCACAACAAAACUUUGAUCGUCGCUACAUUACUAAUGUACUCUUGAAAAUCAAUCUAAAGUUUGGCGGGAUGAAUACCAAUCUUUCAAGGGAGCAUGAGAAGAAAAUUCCUAUGGUUUCUGAUAAACCCACCAUAGUUCUUGGUAUGCAUGUUUCUCAUGGAUCUCCUGCUAGGUCUAAUGUGCCAUCCAUUGCUGCGGUUGUGGGCUCAAGAUGUUGGCCUCAAAUUACACGUUAUAGAGCUGCUGUCCGUGCACAGUCAGCAAAAACUCAGAUGAUUCAAUCUUUGUUCAUGCCUGAUGAGGCUGAUCAUCCUUCAGAGGACACGGGUAUCAUCAGGGAGAUACUAUUGGAAUUUUUCGAAAGUUCAAAGAGUAUAAAGCCUCAACAAAUUCUCAUUUUCAGGGAUGGAGUGGGUGAAUCACAGUUCAAGCAAAUACUCAAUGAUGAGUUGAAUCAAAUAAUACAGGCAUGCAAAUUACUUGACGAAGACUGGGAUCCAAAGUUCACUUUGAUUGUUGCCCAAAAGAAUCAUCAUACUAGGUUCUUCAACCCCGCAGAUAAAGAAUAUAAUAUUCCAAUUGGAACCGUAAUUGACAGCACUGUCUGCGAUCCCAAAAACAAUGACUUCUACUUGUAUGCUCAAGUUAGGGACAAGAUCACAAAACAAACGACUAGCCAACAGGGAACAACUCGCCAGCAGGCAACAACUCGCCAGCAGGCAACAACUCGCCAACAGGGAACAACUCGCCAACAGGGAACAACUCGACCUGUUCACUACCAUGUUUUACACGAUGAAAUCGGAUUCUCAACUGAUGAACUGCAGGAACUCGUGCAUUCUCUAUCUUACUCGUAUCAAAUUAGCACUUCUGCUGUAUCAUUGGUUGCUCCACUUCGUUAUGCGGGCUUGGCGGCUAGACAGAUGGCAAAAUUUGUGAAAUGUGAUAAACAAAGUAAGGCUUCUCGCAGGCAUGGUGGAGACACGUCUUCUGCUGCACAUCCAUUACCAAUUCUUCCCCAACAACUCAUGGAGAGCAUGUACUUUUGUUAA
Messenger RNA from Sphenostylis stenocarpa, 2868 nucleotides. NCBI's taxonomy places the organism in Eukaryota, Viridiplantae, Streptophyta, Magnoliopsida, Fabales, Fabaceae. The record is from the annotation of a GenBank genome assembly.